Dioscorea cayenensis subsp. rotundata (Guinea yam) is the source of this 2887-nucleotide messenger RNA. Its product is annotated as probable serine/threonine-protein kinase At1g54610. Gene Ontology annotation, cellular component: nucleus; cyclin-dependent protein kinase holoenzyme complex. Lineage: Eukaryota; Viridiplantae; Streptophyta; Magnoliopsida; Dioscoreales; Dioscoreaceae. The record is from RefSeq and is a predicted model, not a curated record. The transcript is spliced from 8 exons. Bases 369 to 2534 code for a protein of 721 amino acids. Gene Ontology annotation, molecular function: RNA polymerase II CTD heptapeptide repeat kinase activity; cyclin-dependent protein serine/threonine kinase activity; ATP binding. Gene Ontology annotation, biological process: positive regulation of transcription elongation by RNA polymerase II; protein phosphorylation.
AAAAAAAGGGUUGCCGGCUAGAGAUCUCCAUUCUGGUGAAAAUUUGUCCCAUUUCUCUCAUCUAUUUUAGGGAUUUCGUGUUUGGACUGAAGUUUUUGUGGUUUUCUUAUUGCUAAUCUUUGUUGUUUGUGAUCGGGAAUUCUCGAUAAUCCAUUGGGUUGGUACAAAGAGUUUAGAGAUUGUGAUUUGAGCUUUUGAUCCGCUGAAAUCCGUGGAAUUUUAGGGUUUUUUUUGGGUGAUUUUUCUUUAAAGGUGGAGUUUUUACUUGGUGUUUAGGGUUUGCAUAGCGGGAUUCCGAGGAUUCAAUGCAUCAGUGAUAAGCUCCGGAGACGGUGCUAGGGUUUUUGAGGUGGUAGUGAUCUGUGCUUAUGGGCUGCGUCUUGGCGAAGGGCAUCGAUAGGGAGUACUCGGAGACCCAGCGAGACAAAGGAUUGAGUAGGUCUUCGCGGCGCUUCGUCGCUUCUUCUAGGAGGGACAAUGUUGUGGUCUUAGAUCCCAGUGGUAUUGCCGGCAAUGAGGGAAGUAGGGCGAGGCUCAUAUCGAAGGAACGAGACAAUGCAGUCACCCCACCGGCUCGGUCUCCGGUUGAGGGGGAUAAGAAAGCGGUGGCCGGAGUUGAUAGGAUUCGGGAAGGGGCUGCCCAUCAGCGAGCCACUAUUGUUGAUUCUAGGGUUCAUGGUUCCAGAAUUGGGAUUAUGAGUAGUGUGGAGAAUGGUUCUUCGAUUACUGGUGUGCCAAAUGGGAUUGUAGGAGAGCAUGUGUCCGCCGGAUGGCCCUCAUGGCUUGCUGCUGUUGCCGGCGAGGCUGUACAAGGGUGGCUUCCGCGGAAAGCCGAGUCCUUUGAGAAGUUUGAGAAGAUUGGACAAGGAACCUAUAGCAAUGUGUACCGAGCUCGUGAUUUGGAAACAGGAAAGAUUGUUGCCCUUAAGAAAGUGCGGUUUGUUAACGUAGAUCCUGAAAGUGUUCGUUUUAUGGCUAGGGAAAUUCUUGUUCUGCGAAGACUUGAUCACCCAAAUGUAUUGAAACUUGAAGGUUUAGUUACCUCUAGAAUGUCGUGCAGCCUGUAUCUUGUAUUUGAAUAUAUGGAGCAUGAUCUUGCUGGACUUGCGGCAAACCCUAGCAUCAAGUUCACUGUGCCACAGAUUAAGUGUUAUAUGCAACAACUUCUUUCUGGCCUUAAUCAUUGUCACAGUCAUGGGGUCUUACAUAGGGAUAUCAAGGGUUCUAAUCUUCUCGUUGACAAUAAUGGCAUGCUUAGGAUUGCUGACUUUGGCCUGGCCACAUUUUUCAGUCAUAGUCAGAAGCAGCCAUUGACGAGUCGUGUUGUAACAUUGUGGUAUCGACCACCUGAACUAUUGCUCGGUGCUACUGAAUAUGGUGUCUCUGUUGAUCUGUGGAGUGCUGGUUGUAUUCUUGCAGAAUUGUUUGCUGGCAAGCCAAUCAUGCCAGGGAGAACAGAGGUUGAGCAACUGCACAAGAUUUUCAAGCUUUGUGGCUCACCAUCUGAUGAAUACUGGAAGAAGGCAAAGUUGCCACAUACAACAAUUUUUAAACCUCAACAUCCAUAUCGGCGUUGUAUUGAUGAUACAUUUAGAGAUUUUCCUUCAUCAGCUCUAGCUCUUAUGAAUACCCUUCUUGCAAUUGAACCAGCAGAGCGAGGAACAGCAGCUUCAGCACUUGAUAGUGAAUUCUUCCGGUCAAAACCUUUUGCUUGUGAUCCUGCAAGUUUUCCUAAAUAUCCCCCCAGCAAGGAGUUAGAUGCGAAGCUUCGGGAUGAGGAAGCUAGGAGGCAAAGAGCAGCAGCUAUGAAAGGGCAUGGAUCGGAAUCUGGAAGGAGGGCUUCAAGAGACCCCAAAGCUAUACCCAUGCCAGAUGCCAAUGCAGAACUACAGGAGUCACUACAGAGGAGACAAAUAGAUGGAAAUCACAAAAGCGUCAGUGAGAAGUACAAUCCACAUGAGGAGACUGGUGCAGUGAACCAUUCCAGAGUUAUUGCAGAUAAUGGCUUCUUUCAUUCUGGUCCGUUGAUGAACUCUAGUAUGCUCGGAUCAAGGAACAAGAGGCCAGAUGGUGAGCUUCCGUCAAUACCUAACCGUUCAUCAAGUACUCAGAGGGCUUCAAAUGGCCGCCAGUUAAGGAUGCAGAGGUCUCUUAAGCAUCAAGGAGGUGGAGUUGAUUUGUCCAACUUAUCUGGUCUGGUUGCGGCAAGAAGCAGUGCUAGCUCCAGGUACAGUCAACUUGACGGUGCGGAGCCAUCUGAGAAGUUGUUGGAUAGACCUUCAUCUUCUCUCAAGAAAGAUGAACGACCUGGAAUCAAGGAACCCACCAUGGUUUAUAACACAAAGAAGAAUAUCAUACACUUCUCUGGACCAUUGAUGCCUCCAGGGGGCAAUACAGAAGAAAUACUGAAAGAGCAUGAGAGGCGAAUCCAGCAUGCUGUACGCAAAGCCCGGCUUGAUAAAACAAAGAACAAUAGGAAUGGACACUUUGAAGCAUUGCUCUAUCCCAGCCGGAAUGGCAGUUCAGAUGCAUGAAAGCUAGUUCUCCAUGAAUUCUUUCCAUAUAGUUUUACUUUGUUAAGGUUAUAAUUGGAGCCUUAAAAUGUGACCAUCAGCAAAGCAGAGGUUUUGCAGCGGGAAAAGUUUCCUUUGCAAGUCGAUCACCAUUUGAAGUACUUGCAUGCCUUUGCAGAAAUAACGUGGUGAUUGGCUACAGUUCUCUGUGUUAUUGUAAAUAAAUUUAGCAAUUAUCAAUUGUAAAUUGCAUUGUCAUUGUCUCAGCAUCUACAUAGUUGAUUAUGCUUAUGUAACUGGUAACUGGCCAAGGAUAUUUACUGGCAUGUUUGAAAGGGAAAUACACAAGUUUUUACAGUGGAUCAUUUAGGGGA